Molecule: messenger RNA, 1030 nt
Organism: Gopherus flavomarginatus (Mexican gopher tortoise)
Lineage: Eukaryota; Metazoa; Chordata; Testudines; Testudinidae
Product: cytosolic phospholipase A2 gamma-like
Exons: 6
Coding region: 1-696 (231 amino acids)
Biological process (GO): glycerophospholipid catabolic process
Cellular component (GO): nucleoplasm; cytosol; nuclear envelope
Molecular function (GO): calcium ion binding; calcium-dependent phospholipid binding
Source: RefSeq, a predicted model, not a curated record
AUGGAAGGCUCAUUGUACGGUGAGCCAGCAGGAGCUUCACCUGGAGGCUUUUCACCAGAUACUAAGAACAAGCCAAUUACUGAAAACAUUAAAGACGGAGUAGGCUCAGUGGUGGAUUUCGCUAGAAUGUGGCAAAAAACCACUCAUGGUCUCUUGACCUGGAAAUGGGGAACGAAUAAUAACUUUCUUUACAAAUGUUCUGCUCUUGACUCUACUGAGCUGGUGAAGGAUAAAGUCAUCUCCUUGGUAGAUGCUGGAAUAGCCAUAAACUGUGCUUUCCCUCUGGUUCUCCACCCGGAAAGGAAAGUGAAACUGAUUCUCUCCUUUGACUAUGGCCCUUUUGAACCAUUUAAGGCCCUCAAGCAAACUGCCAAAUACUGUAAGGAAAACUGCAUCCCAUUUCCUGAGAUAGACGAGAAAUUGCUCCUAGAGCCAGAUAACCCCUCCGACUGCUACAUCUUCAGAGGAGAGGGUGCUCCAACCGUCAUGCACUUCCCACUUUUCAACAGAGUGAAUUGCCCGGCCUAUGUGACAGAAUGGAGGAUUAGAUUCACCAUGCUUCGCUUUCUCUACCAUGUGGGAGACAUCACCAAAUUCCUUCAAUCAGCCAGACUAAAUGUAUUGAACAAUAAAGACAAGAUCCUACAAGAGAUCAAAUACAUUGUGGCUCACUCCAGCAAGGAGGCAAGCUUUUAAGAAGACUUUUUCAUCUAUGCUUUGCAUACGUUAAAGCCACCCAGUAGAUUUUGCGAACUACAGAAUUGUCAUUUGGCUGGAAAAUAUCAUCAUUUGGAAUCACAGUGGGGAGAGGCGUCUCGGUUUCUACUGUGAAAGCACUAGUACCUAGUUCUUGAGUUAGCCCUGUCACUUGACUGCACUUUACUUCAGCAAUUCUGAUUCUGCGCAUGAGUCAAAGAAAAAUUCUCUCUUGGUAUUCUUUGCUUGCUGUUUUGAAUUAUUGCUCAAUCUGUCUCUGCUCUGUUUGAUACCAGAUGCCUUUGUCUCCUGAUGCACAGUUCAUGUUCAAUCA